This is a messenger RNA of Carlito syrichta (Philippine tarsier), 1208 nucleotides long. It is a transcript of the gene BNIP1, whose product is annotated as BCL2 interacting protein 1. The transcript has 6 exons. Gene Ontology annotation, molecular function: SNAP receptor activity. Gene Ontology annotation, biological process: retrograde vesicle-mediated transport, Golgi to endoplasmic reticulum. The record is from RefSeq and is a predicted model, not a curated record. The coding region runs from base 102 to 788 and encodes 228 amino acids. Gene Ontology annotation, cellular component: SNARE complex; endoplasmic reticulum. Lineage: Eukaryota; Metazoa; Chordata; Mammalia; Primates; Tarsiidae.
CUCUAGGGGGCGCUGCCCCGAGGCGGGCGGGAGGGAAAGAGGCGGUGCGAAAACGCGUCUGAACUUGGGCACCGCCGCGGCCCGUAGCCGGCAUCCCCAACAUGGCGGCUCCCCAAGACGUCCACGUCCGGAUCUGUAACCAAGAGAUUGUCAAAUUCGACCUGGAGGUGAAGGCGCUGAUCCAGGAUAUUCGCGACUGUUCAGGACCCUUAAGCGCACUUACUGAACUGAAUACUAAAGUGAAAGAGAAAUUUCAACAGUUACGUCACAGAAUACAGGAGCUUGAGCAGUCAGCUAAGGAGCAAGACAAAGAGUCAGAGAAGCAGCUUCUACUCCAGGAAGUGGAGAAUCACAAAAAGCAGAUGCUCAGCAAUCAGACCUCAUGGAGGAAAGCCAAUCUCACGUGCAAAAUCGCCAUCGACAAUCUAGAGAAGGCAGAGCUGCUCCAGGGAGGAGAGCACUUAAGGCAAAGGAAAACCACCAAGGAGAGCCUGGCCCAGACGUCCAGCGCCAUCACGGAGAACCUCAUGGGGAUCAGCAGGAUGAUGUCCCAACAGGUCCAGCAGAGUGAGGAGGCCAUGCAGACUCUCGUCACUUCUUCACGCACAAUCCUGGAUGCAAAUGAAGAGUUCAAGUCCAUGUCGGGGACCAUCACGCUGGGCCGCAAGCUCAUCACCAAGUACAACCGCCGUGAGCUCACAGACAAGCUCCUCAUCUUCUUGGCCCUGGCCCUCUUUCUUGCCACGGUCCUCUACAUUGUCAAGAAGCGACUCUUUCCUUUCUUGUGAGGUCCCGGGCUCCUGCCUUGACCCUCAGCCCCCGUGUUGGGAUCUGCCCCCCGAGCUCCACCCGACCUCUCAGCCAGGACACCCCCGCUUUGCUCUGGGUGCUCAGCAGCUUGGCUAGAGCACAACUCCCAGUUUUCCACAGGUGGCUGCUGUCCAGGCACGCAGAGCCACAGAGGCAGCAGUCACGGGGCACCGCCGGGACAGUCCUGCCACGUCCUGUGGGGGCUGCCAUGCACAGGGCACUUGGAGUCGUGUCGUUUGGUGCUCCUCCUCCUUCACGCCCAGCUGGGCCCUUAAGUGCCAGAUCUAGUGGCAAGAGAGGAGAGGAGAGAUGGGAGGAAGGAUGGCGGACACUCACAGCCAUUCCUCAGAAAACUUGAAGAUGUUUCACAGAAUAAACGUGUUUGUUUUUACAGGGCA